UUCUUUGGUCAUACACACGUGGAGAGUUUAACACAUCGCUUUUUUGUAAAGCUUUGGAUCAAGUCACAAACAGUAUGUCGACUGAGGACGUGGAGCGGCUUUUGAUCCAGUUUCAGGAUGAGGAUGGAGAAGUUUUGGGUUCACCUUUUGAUGUGCCUCUGGACAUUACUGUGGACAAACUGCAACUGGUCUGCAAUGCACUGCUUCAAAAGGAGGAACCAGUCCCUUUGGCAUUUUUUGUGCGUGGGGAGGCAGAGGUGGUGUCCAGUCUGGGGUCGUGUGUGAAAACUCUUGGGGUUGAGACAGAGCAGGUCCUGCCGGUGGUCUACCAGCCUCAGGCCGUGUUCAAGGUCCGUGCUGUGGCCCGCUGUACCAGCACGUUACAGGGACACACUGAGGCUGUAAUAUCUACUGCCUUCAGCCCCACUGGCAAAUAUUUGGCCAGUGGUUCCGGUGAUACCACAGUCCGCUUCUGGGACUUGAUGACUGAGACGCCUCACCACACUGCUAGAGGACACACACAUUGGGUUUUGAGUAUUGCCUGGUCACCCGAUGGUAAAAAGCUGGCAUCAGGUUGCAAGAACAGUCAGAUUUUUCUGUGGGAUCCAGCGACGGGGACGCAGAUAGGGAAGACUCUGACAGGACACACCAAGUGGAUCACCUGGCUUUGCUGGGAACCUCUUCAUCUUAACCCGGAAUGUCGGUACCUGGUCAGCAGCUCUAAGGAUGGUUCAGUGCGUAUUUGGGACACUGUGUUAGGACGCUGUGAGAAGAUCCUGACAGGACACACUCAUUCAGUCACCUGCGUGAAGUGGGGAGGAGAUGGACUCCUCUACACUUCAUCCCAGGACAGGACUGUCAAAGUUUGGAGAGCUAAAGAUGGUGUCCAGUGCAGGACUCUGCAUGGGCAUGCCCACUGGGUGAACACCCUGGCUCUCAGCACAGACUAUGUUCUCCGUACUGGAGCCUUCGAACCUGCAACUGCAACUGUUAACCCUCAAGACCUCACAGGAUCAUUGGAAGAGCUGAAGGAGAAAGCCUUGCAGAGAUAUCAUAAAGUUAGAGGUUCAGCCCCGGAGCGCUUGGUGUCCGGCUCAGAUGAUUUCACCCUGUUUUUAUGGAACCCUGCAGAGGAUAAGAAACCUCUGGCCAGAAUGACGGGUCACAGCGCUCUGGUCAAUGAAGUGCUCUUCUCUCCAGACACCAGACUUCUUGCCUCAGCGUCAUUCGACAAGUCCAUUAAAAUCUGGGAUGGACGCACUGGAAAGUAUUUGAUGUCUCUGCGCGGCCAUGUGGCGUCUGUGUAUCAAGUGGCGUGGUCUGCAGACAGCAGGCUACUGGUCAGCGGCAGUAGCGACAGCACGCUCAAAGUUUGGGAUGUUAAGACUGGCAAACUGAACAUGGACCUGCCUGGUCACGCUGAUGAGGUGUAUGCAGUAGACUGGAGUCCUGAUGGACAAAGGGUGGCCAGUGGUGGAAAAGACAAAUGUCUUCGGAUAUGGAGGAGAUAGCCGCACCUCUGUUCCCUUUUCAAAGGCUGAGGAUUUCAGGGCCGGAUCAAGUGCGCCCCCUGACGGCUGAAGCCAGAAUGGCGAGUGGUUACCCAAUCCCCCACCACCCCCAUUUGGCUGUAUUGCGCCGUCUGUCAACAGUGGCAUUGUAUCAAGGAACUCGAGUCAUGAUGCAAAUGACCUUUACAGGAAUGAAACUCACAUGUGACACUGUGGCAGUGGUCAGCUAAAUGGGAAUGUGAAAUGCAGGUUAUGAUCACCAGAAGAUCCAUCCAUUAAUGUCUAGUAAAAAAAAAAAGUUCAGUACUGGAAAUUGUAAAAUGUGUGCACACUUCAGGGUCCAGGUAUGUACAUGUUUAUAAGGUGUACAGUGUGCUGGCCAUAUACAUGAAAGGCAAGUGAAGUAAUGUUUUUAUAAAUAAAUACUUAUCAUGUUGGAAGAAGGGCAGAAGCAGCAGAGGGACAUGCAUUUAGAU
Sphaeramia orbicularis (orbiculate cardinalfish) is the source of this 1987-nucleotide messenger RNA. RefSeq names its product notchless homolog 1 (Drosophila) (gene nle1). Lineage: Eukaryota; Metazoa; Chordata; Actinopteri; Kurtiformes; Apogonidae. Bases 75 to 1511 code for a protein of 478 amino acids. The transcript is spliced from 13 exons. Gene Ontology annotation, molecular function: protein binding. Gene Ontology annotation, biological process: Notch signaling pathway; ribosomal large subunit assembly. Gene Ontology annotation, cellular component: nucleolus. The record is from RefSeq and is a predicted model, not a curated record.